Messenger RNA from Stereum hirsutum FP-91666 SS1, 705 nucleotides. Its product is annotated as Orm1 type endoplasmic reticulum protein. Lineage: Eukaryota; Fungi; Basidiomycota; Agaricomycetes; Russulales; Stereaceae. Gene Ontology annotation, biological process: ceramide metabolic process; intracellular sphingolipid homeostasis; negative regulation of ceramide biosynthetic process. The transcript has 5 exons. The record is from RefSeq and is a predicted model, not a curated record. Gene Ontology annotation, cellular component: endoplasmic reticulum membrane. The coding region runs from base 1 to 705 and encodes 234 amino acids.
AUGAGUCGAAUUUCUCCCCCAAAUAUCAACCUACCAGCUCUCAGCAUUCAGACAUCGAGAUCGGGCAUGAGUGCGGAUAAAGCAGCGCCUCGGCGAGCACGUAGCGGGAGCUUGGUGAAGGUGGAAAAGGUGGACAGUACGAAUGACCAGAUGCUGGAUCAGGAGGUGUAUCCGAAUGUCAAUGCAGACUGGGUCAAUCUCAAAGGCGCUUGGGUCAUCCACGUCGUGCUCAUCGUUAUGGGCAAGAUUAUCAUCGAUUCCGUACCGGGGAUGACACAGGAGAUUAGCUGGACGCUUCUCUCGUACCUUAUGUUUCAUUGGGUCACCGGCACGCCAUUCCACAGCGAGAUGCACGGUGGCGCAUUUGAUGACUUGACGCUAUGGGAGCAGAUUGACGAAGGCGCACAGAAUACGCCAGCAAAGAAAUGGCUCUUCUCCGUCCCCGUCUGCCUUUUCCUCGCUUCAACGCAUUAUACAAACUACAACCCAUGGUCGUUCGCCAUCAACAUCACUGCUCUCGUUCUCUGUCUCAUCCCGAAGCUCCCGAUGGCUCACCGCCAACGCGUUCGCUUCAUGUCCGAUGACCAGUCAGGCAUGGCGACCCCCGUCACACCCUCUUUCACCGUUUCGGGAAGGAGCACCCCCACAGAAUCAGGACCACCGCCCGCCAUCCACGUCACGGAGGCUCAAUUCCGUCGUCGGUGA